AUGGGCAAAUCAGUAGUUUCCAAGAGCGGCCACGCCACGGCCCGCGUCAACGGCACCGUCAUCGCCGAAGCGACUUCCUGGAUGGAGACCGAGGGCAACGUUUACUUCCCGCCGGAGAGCAUCAAGAGCGAGUACUUUACAGGGACGAGCCAGAACAGUUUUUGUCCAUGGAAGGGGGAGGCGAGCUACUAUACCAUUAAUGCUGGUGGACAGCAAUUUGAUAAUGCUGCGUGGUAUUAUCCGCAGCCGUUGGAAGGAGCUGUGGAUUUGAGGGACCAUGUUGCGUUUUACAAGAACAAGGUUGAGAUUACCGCCAACUAA
This is a messenger RNA of Trichoderma asperellum CBS 433.97, 321 nucleotides long. RefSeq lists its product as uncharacterized. The record is from RefSeq and is a predicted model, not a curated record. Lineage: Eukaryota; Fungi; Ascomycota; Sordariomycetes; Hypocreales; Hypocreaceae.